Molecule: messenger RNA, 1222 nt
Organism: Aplysia californica (California sea hare)
Lineage: Eukaryota; Metazoa; Mollusca; Gastropoda; Aplysiida; Aplysiidae
Source: RefSeq, a predicted model, not a curated record
AGUGGAUAUAACUAUGGACACAGCAGUAGUGGCAGUGGAUAUAGCGACGGACACAAUAGUGGCAGUGGAUAUAACUAUGGACACAGCAGCAGUGGCAGUGGAUACUACGGUAAUGGACACAGCUCAUCCGGGUCAUCGUCUUCCUUCUCGUCUGGACCAGUCCCACACGUCAACUACAAGUUGUCCCAACCUAGUAUCAUCCACGUGACGUCACGGCUGCCUCGGACAACGCCACUGGGACGAAGGAUGACGUCUGCCGAGAGGUUCCUUGUUCUGACGACUGCGAGCUGGCUCAUCACCAGACGCCUAAGGCGUACCAGCGACUACUUGGGUUAUCGAUGAGUGACGCGGCCUGCACGCGCUCUGUGGUCAACUGGCAGGAUGACGAAUGGCCAGUGACGACGGCUCUACAACUGACAGCAACACUUGCUUCCCCCGACUGUCAGCGCCGGUUCGAAUCCUGUCGAGCAGAGUCUGCGAGUGGAAGUAUCAGCAGCUAUUGCCAGUUGGUGAAGGAGAAGAAAUCUUGCAUUGUGGGAGGAAACAGUACGUGUUCUGAAGACGACUGGAGCAACUUUAAAGACUCGGCAUGUAACGGACACAGUGGGCCAGCCUCUCUCAGCAUUGUCACAUUAGCCCUGCUGCUCAUGCUAUCUGCUUUUGUGCUCAACUUUGUUUAACAGCGAAAGAUCUUGUCAGUAUGUUAUCGUUUUAGCGCCGAUAAAAUAGCUGCUUGCACGGUAUGCUUCUCAGAAAACGUAAUUCUAUCAGAUCUGCUUGGGCAAUUAUACAGACAAUGAUAAUCAUAAUGUCACUUAUAAUACGAGGGAGGUUCAAUAAGUCUUACUUGGUCAGGGUAUGAAGGAAUCAUGGUAGAGUCAUGAAAUUUCGCCAGCCUUUAGACAAUUUCUUCAGAACACAUCAUGCAAAUUUUUGUGAAAAUUCGACAAUAAUAAGACACUAGUCAGCGUGUUCAAUGAACCCAUGCACAAAAUCGUUCGUUUUUCUUUUUUUUCUGAAGCUAUGCCUAGGAGUCUGUUGAAUAUCGCUCGGUUAUCAAGUUUUUACAGAUGCAAGGAAAAUCCCCUUCAGACAAUUUUCAACAAACGGUCCAAGUUUAUUGUGACAAAUAUCCUCGUUAUGAUACUGUGGCAUACUAGGUAAGAAGAUCCAAAUCUAGAGUCAUGUCGGUGAUAAAUGGAGAUCGUGAAGGUCUUUGUGG